This is a messenger RNA of Lymnaea stagnalis (great pond snail), 1825 nucleotides long. The record is from the annotation of a GenBank genome assembly. NCBI's taxonomy places the organism in Eukaryota, Metazoa, Mollusca, Gastropoda, Lymnaeidae.
AGGAGAAAACAAGCUAAAUGCUGAGGCAGAGAAGUUGAUGAAAGUUCAACAAGGGCUGAACCAUUAAGACAGUCUGCUUACAGCCGAUGUCAGCAUAAUCAGAGAUAAGAUUGAAAUAGCCAGCUUAGAGUACAAUGAUGCUCAGUGAGUUUUUUCAUCCUCGUAUUCAUGGUGCACUGAAGAUUGUCAAUGCACAUUUACUCAUCAAUUUAAAUCAAGUUGCUUGAGCUCACAUUACCAUAACAUUUUAUUUGUAAAAUAUUUUGUGAAAUAUUUUCGUCCAUUUAUUUUAACUCAUUCCCCCCUGCAAUGCUACUUCCGUAUUUAAUUUAUUUGCCUGAGAAAGGGAAGUAACCCCGUUUUGAAAUUGUUUACAUUUUUUAAAUAUUUAUUUAAGCUACUAAAUAUUAUUUAAUUUUAAUGAAUUAAGAACAAAUGCAACAAAAAAUGAAUAAGGUUUAAUAUAAAUAUAACAUUAGCGGGGAAAAAAUAAAGAACAAUGACCAAAAAAUUGAUUUUCGGCACCUCGGACAAACACAUGCUACAUAUAGACGCGCCAUACUAAAGCACACGUAGUUUUAAAGCGAAACAAGAUAAAAACUUCCGGUUUUUAAAUUAAAAUCACGCUGAACCACGCCAUCGCCGGAUGUCUCGAGGGAUGCGAGAUUUCAUUGCUAUUUUUAAAUAGAUAUGAGAGAGGUGUGUCGCUAUGCGCCGCGACGCAUUUGGACGCAUUCGGCGGAACCCGUAAAAGACACAUUUAGUCGCAAACGUCGGGAAUGAGUUAAAUUUCUCAGCUUUUUUAAGUAUAUUUUCAUUGGUUUGUUAAUAUUUCAGAUUCAUUUUCUUGGUUUGUUUCAUUAUUUUAAUCUUGUGUCAAUGUUUAAUAUUUUACUUUUGCGCAAUUUUUUUGGUUUGCCACCAGACAAGCUAAAAAUAAAAAGUUGUUUUUGAUUCUCUUUCUAGGAAAUAAAUGUCACCUACCUACAUCUAUUCAUCUGAUCUUAUCCAUUUUCAGAAAAUGCCACUUAUAUUUGUAUGGUGCCCAAUUGCUUUUAUUGUUUUUGAAUUGUUGAACUUAAAUGGCAGUCCAAUGUCUCUAGUUACUUUAGUAGCUGUUAGUCUUUUAACACAAUAAAUCCUUUUAUUGUACUUGACAGAAAACGCUAUGAGAGAGCAGAAAAAGAAUUUGUUGCUGCCAAAUUUGACUUGUUUUCUAAAUGGGAAGUGAAAGAGCAACUGACACAGCAUCUAUACACCAUCAUACACCAGAAUGAGGUGAGAAAAGCCAAGAAACUGGUCGAACUGAUGGAGAAGCUAGCAAUGGAUGUCACGCCUGAAGAAAUGGAAUUGACCAUACCAGCCAUCCCACAGCUGACAAACUUUACAGCAGUGGCAACCCUUCAUGACCCGCAUCCUGCCAAGGGUGAUGACAAAGGGGGUAAUGAAGGUAAUGGUGGAGCUCAGAAAUUAAGCAGAGCAGACGGAUUGGACGAUGCAAAUAUCUCUAAGCAGGAAGUUAACAGUAUGCUAUUCAAUGCUGUCUCAAAAGAAGUUGAAAGUGUAAGUGAUUUACCACCUGCAGCUCCAGUAUCUGAUAAGGAUAAUGUUGACACUCAGGCGAAUCAGGAUGGCUGUGAUCAGGUGCCAGCACCAACUAUAGAGCAUUCAGAUGCAAAAACUUCUAGUUUAAUUUCAAAUGAUGGUGCGCCUGAUGUCAAUAAAUAACAUUUCACCCAUCACAUCAGGAGAAAUAUAGUUGAGCUUUCAAAACAACAAGAAAUUGUGCUGGCACUUGGCCAGGAAAAUGAUGUUAUAUGUAGAG